AUGAUCUCUGGGGUUUCAGCUCAACGCUCAGAGCUAAUUGCAGUCAUUCAGGUUUUACAGCUCACAGCUUCAGAUCCUAUCAACAUUGUCUAUGAUUCAGCUUAUGUUGUGAAUGUAGCCAGUCACAUAGAAAUUGCUACAGUUAAAAGUACACUAGACCCAGAACUGCUUAAUUUGUUUCACUUAUUCUCAUAUGCUGCAUGCUACAUUUCAAACAGAUACCCAAUUGGCUUCCUGGCUUUCCUAUCUAGUAUGAUUGCCCCUUCUCCUAAGAGCAGUGAAGAGGAAGAGCAAGAGGAUGAAGAAGUUCUUCAGGGAGAACAAGGAGAUUUUAAUGAUAAUGAUACCGAACCAGAAAAUCUGGGUCACAGGCCUCUCCUCAUGGAUUCUGAAGAUGAGGAAGAAGAGGAGAAAGGUAGUUCUGAUUCUGAUUAUGAGCAGGCUAAAGCAAAGUACAGUGAUAUGAGCCCUGUCUACAGAGACAAAUCUGGCAGUGGACCAACCCAAGAUAUUAAUACAAUACUCCUCACCUCAGCCCAAUUAUCCUCUGAUGUUGGAGUGGAGACUCCUAAACAGGAGUUCGAUAUAUUUGGCGCCGUCCCCUUCUUUGCAGUGUGUGCUCAACAGCCCCAGCAAGAAAAGAAUGAAAAGAACCUCCCUCAACACAGGUUUCCUGCUGCGGGACUCCAGCAGGAGGAAUUUGAUGUAUUCACAAAGGCGCCUUUUAGCAAGAAGGUGAAUGUACAAGAAUGCCAUGUGGUGGGGCCUGAGACGCAUCCCAAAAGCAUAGAUAUAUUUGGCUUCACUCCAUUUCAGCCCUUCCUCACAUCAACAAGUAAAAGUGAAAGCAACGAGGACCUUUUUGUUGUGCCCUUUGAGGAAAUAAUGGGGAGCUCGCAGCAAAAAGUCGAACAGCACAGCUUACAGAAACUGUCCUCUCGCCAAAGGCGCAUAAAGCAGGAUAUGUCCAAAAGUAAUGGGAAGCGGCAUCAUGGCACGCCAACUAGCAAAAAGAAGACUCUGAAGCCUACCUACCGCCCUCCAGAGAGGGCUCGCAGGCACAAAAAAGUGGGUCGCCGAGUCUCUCAAACCAGCAAUGAAUUUUUAACCAUCUCAGACUCCAAGGAGAACAUUGGUGCUGCAGUGACUGAUGGGAAAGAUAGGGGGAAUGUCUUAAAACUCGAGGAGAGCCUGUUGGACCCCUUCGGUGCCAAGCCCUUCCAUCCUCCAGACCUGUCAUGGCACCCUCUACAUCAGGGCCUGAAUGACAUCCGUGCUGAUCACAAUACUGUCCUGCCUGAGCAGCCAAGACAAAAUUCACUACAUGGGUCAUUCCAUAGUGCAGAUGUAUUGAAAAUGGAUGAUUUUGGUGCCAUGCCCUUUACAGAACUUGUGGUGCAAAGCAUUACUCCACAGCAGUCCCAACAGUCCCAACCAGUUGAAUUAGACCCAUUAGGUGCUGCCCCAUUUUCUUCUAAACAGUAG
Messenger RNA from Pongo pygmaeus (Bornean orangutan), 1485 nucleotides. RefSeq names its product putative BMP-2-inducible kinase-like protein. The record is from RefSeq and is a predicted model, not a curated record. Lineage: Eukaryota; Metazoa; Chordata; Mammalia; Primates; Hominidae. Gene Ontology annotation, molecular function: nucleic acid binding.